Molecule: messenger RNA, 1323 nt
Organism: Lizanozyma spartinae
Lineage: Eukaryota; Fungi; Ascomycota; Pichiomycetes; Serinales; Debaryomycetaceae
Gene: MNN11
Product: alpha-1,6-mannosyltransferase
Exons: 1
Coding region: 1-1323 (440 amino acids)
Biological process (GO): protein N-linked glycosylation
Cellular component (GO): Golgi membrane; mannan polymerase complex
Molecular function (GO): alpha-1,6-mannosyltransferase activity
Source: RefSeq, a predicted model, not a curated record
AUGUUUGGACCUGGUUCUCUCAAACCCAAAUACGGGUCGAAGAAAGGCGGUGUGUUACCCUAUUUCUCUGGCCAUGCCAGAUUACAUUUCCACAGCCGUAAGAACUUGGCUAUAUUGAUCACGGCAGCGAUCGUUUUAGUAUAUUUCUUUAACCCUUUAGGUGCCUUGGGAAUUACUUUCUCCAUCUUCUCAAGAAGAAAUGUGCCCGUGUACCCGCGUGGUCACCCCUUGACAUCUACAGAAAUCAUAGAAGUGGACACCAAAUAUAUCUAUCCUCCCAUUGAACACGCUCAGUUGUUAAGGGAAUUGACCAUGAAGGAAUUGGUGAAGGAGCAUAAAUAUAGAGACGCAGAUUUCCCCGAUAUCGAACGGUACGAAAUCUAUUCCUUGAACAAAGACGAUGAUCCCGAUCCAAUAAAGCAAAGAUUAAAGGAGGAUGAAGAAAAUCAAUUGCUGGAAUUGGUUAAAGCCAAAAAUUACUUCAAAAAUCAAGAUAAAAUCGUCUACAAGGGUAAAGGUGGUUCAUAUCCUGAAGUAGUCAUUGUUACGACCAUUAAUUUCGAUAAAUAUUCAAUGGAAGCUUUGGCUCGUAUUGUUCAAAAUAGAGUGGAUUAUGCUCAUGCUCAUGGAUAUGGGAUUUAUGUUAGAUGGUCUCAAGAGUUUUUACCUGCUUUAAACUCAUUUAGUUAUAUGCAAAUUGAGGAGAAGGAAAAAUGGACUAGAUUAUUUGCAACUAGAGCUGCAAUGUUUGCGUUUCCUAAAGCUAAAUGGUUUUGGUAUUUGGAUGAAGAUGCUUUAAUUUUGGACUCUUCGGUUGAUAUCUUAAAUUCCGUCUUGCAGCCUUCCACUUUAAAUUCACUAUUGUUAAGAGAGCAACCAAUUAUCCCCCCCAGUGGAAUUAUCAAAACUUAUAAAAACACUAAAGCUGAUGCUAUCAAAUUAAUCUUGGUUCAAUCUCCUUCUAAAGUGGAAACAACAGCAUUUAUGGUUAAGAAUGAUGAUGUGGGUAAAUCACUUCUUCAAGGGUGGUGUGAUAAAUUGUUUGUAUCAUAUUCAAACUUCCCCUUUGGUCCAGAUUCUGCCAUCACUCAUAUCUUACAAUGGCAUCCAUUCUUUUUAAGUAAAACUGGUAUUGUCCCCACCAAUCUUUUCGCUUCCAUCCAUCCAGAAACUGAAGUGCCUCCUCCAACUGAUGGAUCUAGAACGGAUUUUACCCUGUACCAUGAAGGUGACUUUGUGGCCAGUUGGUGGGGAUGCAAGAAGGUUGAGUGUGAAAAGAUCAUGAAUAAGUAUUAUGCUAAGAUUGCAUCAUCAAAGGCAUAA